CCGACGAGUUCACCGAGCCGGUUGUAGAUGAAAAUGUUCGUCUCGCGGAAACCCUUAUCGCAGAUCCAAUCGUACUCGGUGAUGGGCGUCCGGUCGUAAUAGGUGCGAUCGUAGUCGUACCCGUACGCGCACUUCAUGAUGUCGCUGCUUGGGUGGUGUAUUUUGCUACAGGCGCUAACACUUACGGCUUUUACCGUGGAUUGUGCCAUUGAAGAUGCAGGUCGUACAUCCGCCCUGGAGGAAGCUCGUUUGCAACGAGAAAAUCUGGUCCGAAAGUAUCUCAAACGGCUAAAGAAGGAGGAAGGCGCUCUGAAGCUGGUUGGCGGACGGGGAGAUUUCGAGGGAAAUGUGGAGAUUUUCCACGCCGGCAAAUGGGGAGCGAUUUGCGAUGACGAGUGGGAUCAAUCUGAGGCGGAGGUCGUUUGCCGCCAGCUAGGCUUCCCGGGCUACGUCAAACCAACACACACGGGCCACUUUGGGCGGGCGAAGCGAAAGUUCUGGAUGGACAAUCUAUGGUGCGGUGGAAAGGAAGCGGAACUUGCCGACUGCCACUUUGACGGCUGGGGUACGAACGAUUGUGAGUCGGGUGAGGCGGCGGGUGUAAUUUGUAAGCAACACGACACUGCGGAAACCACGACGGAAAAGUCGGUUCCGGUUGAGCUGAAGGUGCCGAAGAAACAGUUUGGCCAGCGGCUUGAGCUGCGGCUCGUUGGAGGCCGAGUGGCCGGUGAGGGUCGUGUGGAAGUGAGGAUUGUGGAUCGGGAAGGAGCAACAGGUCCUUGGGGUAGCGUAUGUGGUGAUGGGUGGGGUUUAUUGGAGGGAAAUGUUGUCUGUCGUCAGUUGGGCCUUGGGUACGCGAAUAAUGCCGUCCAGACGGACUUCUUCUCGGAGGAAUCGGAAACGAAUGGCAAACUCCCGGAACGUGUACUACUGAGUGGGACGGAGUGUUACGGUAAUGAGAGCUCACUGGCCGAUUGCUUACACAACCCAGUUGGGGAGGGUGAACCGUGGUGCAGUGAUCGUCGGGGUCAUGUAGCGGCCGUGACUUGUGUACCGCAAAUGGCCGAUCUUGUGUUCGAUCAUGUGGAGAUGGAACAGUCGUUGCAUCUGGAGGAUCGUCUCAUGUAUCUGUUGCAGUGCGCGAUGGAGGAAAACUGUGUGGCCACGCAGGCGUACGAAAUUCAGCGUGACAAUCCAAACUGGCAUCUGGAGACACGCCGGCUGUUGAAGUUUACGGCACGGGUUGUUAACAUGGGUACGGCCGACUUUCGACCACACAUUCCCAAACAUCUGUGGGAGUGGCAUCUGUGCCAUAUGCACUAUCACAGCAUGGAAGUGUUUGCGACGUUUGACGUGAUCGAUGUACAUGGGAAGCGGGUGGCCGAGGGGCAUAAGGCAUCGUUCUGUCUGGAGGAUAAUCAGUGUCUGCCGGGGGUGGAGCCGAGGUACGCUUGUGCGAAUUAUGGCGAUCAGGGCAUAUCGGUGAACUGUUCCGACAUUUAUCGGCACAAUAUCGAUUGCCAGUGGGUGGACAUUAGUGAGCUGGACUUUGGGGAGUACACGAUGCGGGUGGCGAUCAAUCCUGAGUUCAAGGUGCCAGAAAUGAGGUUCGAUAAUAAUGCGGCGACUUGUCGAUUGCUGUACACGCAAACGUAUGCCCGGGUGUUCGAUUGUAAGCUGGAGCGACCGUAA
Molecule: messenger RNA, 1692 nt
Organism: Anopheles maculipalpis
Lineage: Eukaryota; Metazoa; Arthropoda; Insecta; Diptera; Culicidae
Product: lysyl oxidase homolog 2B-like
Exons: 3
Coding region: 136-1692 (518 amino acids)
Biological process (GO): peptidyl-lysine oxidation
Cellular component (GO): membrane
Molecular function (GO): protein-lysine 6-oxidase activity; copper ion binding
Source: RefSeq, a predicted model, not a curated record